GUGUGUGUGUGUGUGUGGAUGUGAUCCUCUCAGACUGACGUCUCUCCGGUAGCGCAGAAGAAGAAGAAGACCGCAGCCGGGUUCCUCCACACACUGAGCGCAGCCAGGCACAAGGCAGCCGCCGGCCGCAGACCGAGGACGCAGGAAGCCAAAGUUAAAGCGGGGAGGAAGCAGGAGUUUCUCAACAUGUUCAACCUGCGGAAAGCUGCGUUCAGACACGCUCAGCCAGCGACUGUUUGAUUCCUCUGGAGUGCUGCUGCUGUGCUUUUCUUUUUUUCCUCCCUCUCUCUUUAUUAAACCUCUGAUGUGAAGAACCGAACCUCUUUCCAGCUGAAACGAUGUGGACCUCUCAUGAUACUGUUGGAUUUGUUUUCCUUGCGGGAUUCUGUGUUCAGUUGGGAUUCUCCCUUGAAGGUCGCUUUACGGACCUGCCCUCCAACAUGACCGUUAAAGAGGGCCAGAACAUAGAAAUGGCGUGCGCCUUCCAGAGCAGAACUACAUCCGUGUAUUUGGAGAUCCAGUGGUGGUUCGUGAAAGCUCCGGAGCCCACGGACAGCGAGGAGGCCCUUGACGCUGAAGAGAUGGAGAUGAUACCAGAGCCUGAUCCUUAUGAUGAGGGGACAAAAAUAAGUACAGUGAAGGUCCAAGGCAAUGACAUCUCCCACAAGCUACAGAUCUCCAGAGUCAGCAAGAAUGACGAAGGACUCUAUGAGUGCCGGGUGACCAGAGCCAACUAUGGAGAGAUUGUGGAAUACAAAGCCCAAGCCUGGCUUAAGGUCAACGCCACAGCCAGGCCUCGACGGCCACUGCCCCCCGCCAAGAAGAGCUCCCCACUGCACCUGAAAGAUAAUAAGCCAAGAAAGUCCACCUCACCAUUGAGCCAAGACAACAUGAGUUCAGACCAGAGGGUGGCCUCCACAUCCACCUCCCACACAUCCUCCAAUACAGCUAAACGCAUCCCCAGCUCAGGUAGGAGCUUGGUCCAUUGUGGAACCCAAUGCAAUUCAUACAUCAGUGACUUCACAUAUUGAAUGU
This is a messenger RNA of Cyprinodon variegatus (sheepshead minnow), 1035 nucleotides long. RefSeq names its product V-set and transmembrane domain containing 2A (gene vstm2a). NCBI's taxonomy places the organism in Eukaryota, Metazoa, Chordata, Actinopteri, Cyprinodontiformes, Cyprinodontidae. The record is from RefSeq and is a predicted model, not a curated record. The transcript has 4 exons. The coding region runs from base 339 to 1031 and encodes 230 amino acids.